Quercus lobata is the source of this 1443-nucleotide messenger RNA. Its product is annotated as homeobox-leucine zipper protein ATHB-22-like. The transcript is spliced from 3 exons. Lineage: Eukaryota; Viridiplantae; Streptophyta; Magnoliopsida; Fagales; Fagaceae. The record is from RefSeq and is a predicted model, not a curated record. Gene Ontology annotation, molecular function: sequence-specific DNA binding; DNA-binding transcription factor activity, RNA polymerase II-specific. Bases 434 to 1114 code for a protein of 226 amino acids. Gene Ontology annotation, biological process: positive regulation of DNA-templated transcription. Gene Ontology annotation, cellular component: nucleus.
CCCAAUACUCCUGCUCCUAUGGAACUGACAUAUGCCUUCCUUUCUCACGCCUCCUGACUUCUUUCUAGUAUCAAAACCUCUCUCUCUUUCUUUGUUUCCUUCUUUUUCUCUCUAUAAAAUUGAACAUAUAACUUUGUUGCACCCCAAAAGUGUGGCUGCAAAAGAACCUCACAGAGAGUCACAGAAUUCUCUCUCUCUCUCUCUCACUACGUACUCAGCUCAGUCCUCACUCUCUUUUUGGCACCCUAAAAGAGGAAGAAUAGAAACUUACAACACUCGUGUCACGCCUCUCGAACUCAAUUUCAUCCUCGACUUAUCUUUCUCUUUGUGGUCCAACACUCCAACACACUCAACCCCAUCUCCAUAUCACAUUGGAUCAAGUUCUUGUUGAUUUUGAUUUUUGAAGGAAGAGACAGAGAAAGUGGAGGCCAAUAUGGACUGGACUGGGAGCUUAAGACGCUUUGUUCCUCGACCAGAACCUUCUUUAAACUUCCUCUACAACUAUAACUACGACCCAUAUCAAGGAAUGGAGGUGAAGCAUCCGGGAAUGGUGGACUCGGGGCACGGGAUGUUGUCAGCAAUGGAGAAGAACAACUUUGGCAGUUGCCAGGAGAAGAAGAAGCGAUUGACGAGUGAUCAGCUAGAUUCACUUGAGAGAAGCUUCCAGGAGGAGAUAAAGCUAGACCCUGAUAGAAAGAUCAAGCUGUCCAAGGAGCUCGGGCUGCAGCCUCGCCAAAUUGCAGUUUGGUUCCAAAACAGGCGGGCUAGGUGGAAGAAUAAGCAGCUCGAGCACCUAUAUGAUGCGCUUAAGCAAGAGUAUGAUGCCAUCUCUAGGGAGAAGCUGAAACUUCAAGAAGAGGUUAUGAAAUUGAAAGCAAUGCUACAGAGAGAGCAAGCUACGAGGAAACAAGUGUCGACAACAGGCUACACAGAAAUCUCUGGGGAAGACACAGUUGAGAGCACCUCUGUGGCCAUUAAUGGCUGUAAUAACAGACCAAGAGGAACCGGCCAUCAUCAAAUUGCAGACUGCAACUUUCUCUUCAGUGUCGAAGAGUAUAACCCAGUAGCAUCAUCACCAGCUUACUGGGCUGGUCUGCCUUCUUAUCCCUCGUAACGAGGCUCUCUUAUUUGGGGCGGUGUUUAUUACGCAUAGUGUGUAGAUCCACACAUUGGCCAAAAUGAACUGAGCUCGUCAAUCGUCAUGAUGAGUUCAAUUCAUUUUAACAGUAUGUGCAUCCACACACACGUGUAACAGGUUUUUCUUAGUUGUCCAUAUUGUCUGUGUUAGUGUGAGUUUAGCUUAGUAGAGAAUCAGAGUGAUGAGUACUUAAGUUUCCCUACUGAGAGCACUGCAGAGUUGAAGAAACUAAAGAGACACUAUGUCGUCUCCAGAACAAUCAUGAACUUAUUUACUUUUAUGAUAUGCUCUAAUUGUUAUGGUUA